ACCUCUCCAGACGGAACGCGAAUUUGGGCCGAGUCCUCAGGAGACGCUUCGAAGCCCCCGAUCGUCUUCGUUCACGGACUUUCUUGCACAGCGCUCGGGUGGGAUAAACAGUUCGCCGACGUGGAUCUGAAGAAGAACUUCCACCUCGUACGAUACGAGAUGCGGGGGCACGGGAGAAGCGGGAAGCCCCUCGACGAGAAGGACUACGCGUCGAUCCGCAUCGCAGAGGACUUCAAGACAGUGUGCGACGCGUUUGGAGUAGUGAAGCCGUUCAUGGUCGGCUGGAGUUUGGGGGGCUGUAUCGCUGUGGAUGUGAUCACCGCCUAUGGCUCCGAAUAUAUCUCGGGGAUCGUUUACGUGGGCGGUUCCAUCCUCGCCCUCAACUACCAUCCUCCAUGCAAACACCCGCUGAUGGAGGAGCUCUGGCCUGUCAUCAGCUCACUCGAAGCCGAUGAUAUGAGCGGCGGCGCCGAGGCGUUCGUCGACUCGUGCGUCAAGGAACCUCUUCCCUACGACGUCAAGCUGCUCUGGAUGGGUGGCUUCAUCAUGCAACCUCGCGCGGCCCGUUAUUGGAGCAUCAGGCGCGUACAGGACCACACCGUCUGGGAGACCACGGCGCGUCAGGUGCCGGUGCUCAUCGUCCAGGGCAAAGAGGACUUGCACUGUCUGUACGAGAACAUGAUCAGUAUCGCGAGGCGAAUAUACGACGACGUCUCGGUGAAGCUCAUGGACGGCAUCGGCCACUCACCGCAUUUCGAGAACGCGGCGGAGACGAACAAGGCCAUUGCAGCCUGGGUGCAG
Dichomitus squalens LYAD-421 SS1 is the source of this 801-nucleotide messenger RNA. Its product is annotated as alpha/beta-hydrolase. The record is from RefSeq and is a predicted model, not a curated record. The annotation marks the transcript as partial. The transcript has 2 exons. Lineage: Eukaryota; Fungi; Basidiomycota; Agaricomycetes; Polyporales; Polyporaceae.